This is a messenger RNA of Pimephales promelas (fathead minnow), 2507 nucleotides long. It is a transcript of the gene mlh1, whose product is annotated as mutL homolog 1, colon cancer, nonpolyposis type 2 (E. coli). Gene Ontology annotation, cellular component: MutLalpha complex. Gene Ontology annotation, biological process: mismatch repair. Gene Ontology annotation, molecular function: ATP binding; ATP-dependent DNA damage sensor activity; ATP hydrolysis activity. The record is from RefSeq and is a predicted model, not a curated record. Lineage: Eukaryota; Metazoa; Chordata; Actinopteri; Cypriniformes; Leuciscidae.
CGCUCGUCAUUCGCGCCUGAAGUUCUGCGGGUGUCGUUCUUAUCCGACGUAAACAAACAUUCACGUGCUUUUGAAUUAGCUUAUAUUUUAUGUAGUAAAUGAGUGACAGUGCACGUGACUGUGUUUGUUUAUAAUUUAGUAAAUGAGUGCGAGUUCAUCAUGGCGGCAGUAAUCCGCAGACUCGACGAGACUGUAGUGAACCGCAUCGCAGCAGGAGAGAUCAUCCAGCGGCCUGCCAAUGCCAUCAAAGAGAUGAUGGAGAACUGUUUGGAUGCAAAGGCCACAAAUAUCCAGAUAACAGUGAAAGAAGGAGGACUGAAGCUCAUCCUCAUUCAGGACAAUGGCAGUGGCAUCAGGAAAGAUGAUAUGGAAAUAGUUUGCGAGCGUUUUACGACCAGCAAGCUUCAGUCUUUUGAGGACUUGGCAUCAAUUGCAACAUAUGGAUUCAGAGGAGAGGCUCUUGCCAGUAUAAGUCAUGUAGCACAUGUCACAAUCACUACAAAAACAGCUGAUGGAAAAUGUGCCUACAGGGCUAAUUACUGUGACGGGAAGCUGAAAUCUCCACCCAAACCCUGCGCUGGAAACCAGGGAACGCUGAUUUCUGUAGAGGAUCUGUUUUAUAAUGUGUCCACCCGACGGAAAGCCCUGAAGAGCCCCAGUGAGGAAUACUCUAGAAUCAUUGAGGUUGUGAGCAGAUACGCCAUUCACAACUCUGGGAAAAGUUUUGCUGUCAAGAAGCAAGGCGAGAUGGUUGCAGAUGUGAAGACUCAAAUGAAUGCCUCUGUGCUGGACAACAUUCGUGUGGUGUUUGGUGUAGCUGUUAGCAGGGAGCUGAUUGAAGUUGAGUGUGAGGAUCAGAAACUCGCUUUUAAAAUGAAGGGCUACAUCUCCAAUGCCAACUACUCUGUCAAGAAAUGCAUCCUUAUUCUUUUUAUCAACCAUCGCUUGGUGGAGUCUAGUGCCUUGAAGAAAGCUAUCGAGACUGUAUACACUGCUUAUCUUCCCAAAAACACUCAUCCUUUUCUUUAUCUGAGUCUAGAGAUUGCUCCUCAGAACAUUGACGUGAACGUUCACCCCACCAAGCACGAGGUGCACUUCCUACACGAGGACAGCAUCACCGAGAGCAUUCAGAAACACAUUGAGAGUAAACUGCUCGGCUCUAACUCCUCACGCACAUACUUCACACAGACUCUGCUUCCAGGACUCUCUGCGUCCGCCAGCGUGGCCAAAGCCUCUUCUUCAGCAGACUCCCAGGAGCGCGUGUACGCCCAUCAGAUGGUCCGCACUGACUGCAAAGCCCAGAAGCUGGAUGCGUUUCUCCAGCCGUCAGGCUCUCAGUGCAGGCCAGAGAAAGCCUCCAGCCCCCCCGCCGCUGAGCUGGACGACUCCGAGCUUCUGAAUGCUGUUGAUCUGGAGCCAUGCGCCUCAGAAGAUCUACAGACAGACUCUCCUCCUAAUGAAGCACCACUGAGGAAAAGGCCUCAUGUCGAGGAGGUGAAGGACGAUUUGACGGCCGCCUCUCUUCCCAGGAGACGCGUCAUUAAACUGACCAGCGUUACGCAGCUUCGGGAGGAAAUUGAGCAGCAAACUCACAAAGGUUUACAGGAGCUGCUUCAGAAACACUCGUUUGUGGGUUCAGUCAGUCCUCAGUGGACUCUAGUGCAGCAUCAGACUAAACUCUACCUGCUCAAUACAACCAAACUCAGUCAGCAGCUGUUUUAUCAAAUUUUGAUCUACGAUUUUGGUAACUUUGGAGUCCUUCGAUUGUCGAAUCCAGUUCCGCUCUAUGAUUUGGCCAUGUUGGCUCUGGAUUCAGAGGAGAGCGGAUGGACGGAUGAGGACGGACCAAAAGAAGGACUGGCCCAGUAUAUUGUGGAUUUCCUUAAGCAGAAAACAGAAAUGCUGGAAGAGUACUUUUCCCUGGAAAUAGAUGGAAAAGGGAACCUGACUGGUCUGCCAAUGCUGCUUGAUAAUUACACUCCUGCCAUGGAGGGACUUCCGAUGUUCAUUCUGCGUUUAGCCACUGAGGUGAACUGGGAUCGAGAGAAGGAUUGUUUCCGGGACUUCAGCAUAGAAUGCAGUCACUUCUAUUCCAUAAGGAAACGCUACACACUGGAGCCGGAUGCAGAAGAGCCACAGGAUGCAGAGAUGAGCUGGCAGUGGAAGGUGGAGCAUGUGCUUUUCAAAGCUCUUCGAUCUCUCUUCAGCCCGCCGAAACACUUCAGUGAGGAUGGCAGCGUUCUCCAGAUCGCCAGCCUGCCUGACCUCUACAAAGUGUUUGAAAGAUGCUGAAGUUCAGCACUUUGUUGUUCUGUGUAAUAGUUUCAACUAUCAGAAAUUUUAUUGGUCAGCUGAUAAUUCUAAAAUGGCUAAGACCACAAUUCAAAUCUGUCACGUUAUUUCAGAUGUCCAGCUAACAUUAAAACAAGGAUUUAUAGACGUUUGUACUGAAGAUGAAUAAAAAAAGAUUGUAUUUUGAAAUAUUAAACGAUGUUUUUUAUUGUGAA